UUGGCUUUAUUUAAAUGCAAAAUAAAUAACAAGACUAAAGCUAAUCACCCUUUAGUUUAUAUAAAAUAGAUUAGUCCACUAACCUACUUGAGAUCGUUGGGAUUCGCUUCCGAUUCGUUCCAAACGAAAUACAAUUUAGUUUGCAAGCCAAAAAGUUAAUUUUACAUUUUAGGUCUAGACUCCAGUUAUCUAAUUUGACAAGUGAAGUAAGAGACUAAAACUGGUACAAAUAUAUAUAAUCUACUUUUUGGGUAAUAUUCUGCCUUUCAAACUGUUGACUUUGAAUAAGUGCAAUUUUAAACAAAAUAGUGUAACAAAAAGGCAAGCUCUUUCAGAACCUUUCGAUCAUUUGAUGGAUUCAGAACAGAACGUCUAUAGAGUCUAGAUCUUAUAGCUCGAGAUCCACUAUUUCUUGUUUAGUGUUAGACUAUUGGUCUAGUGACUAGUGAGUCGUGUUCUAGAUCUAUAUAGAGACAGAUAUAAGCAUUUUUUCAUUCGAUUGUCGACAUAGUUUUAUUCCAGUCUAAACCUUGACUAACUGCGAUUCUAACCAUAUUCAUAUCAUUUGGAUUGGAUUACUACAGAGUACAAAUUAUAUUAUUUAUAUUCAUAUUGUGACCUUGAAUCAGUAAUGGCUUUACUGCAGCAGUUGACUCGCCAAGUUCACUUCAAGUGCAUUCGUUCUCUGUCCUCACUCAGGUAUGAAGAUCUUCAAAUCACGCUCACCAGCAGUCCUUCCUCUAAGCCAGAUGAUAGCAAACUCAAGUUUGGAGCACACACGGCUGACCAUAUGCUUGAAGUGGAUUGGUCAGCUCAGUAUGGUUGGGGUGUUCCACAGAUCAAGCCAGUGGCUCCACUUCAGAUACACCCAGCUGCUAAAGUUCUGCAUUAUGCAGCAGAGCUCUUUGAAGGCAUGAAGGCUUACAGAUGUGUUGAUGGCAAAAUUCGAAUGUUUCGACCCACUGAGAACAUGAAGCGUAUGGGAAAGACAGCUCAACGUUCAGCCUUACCAGAUUUUGACCAGGCAGAAUUUUUGAAAUGCAUCAAAAAACUAAUAAGCAUUGACCAUGAGUGGGUCCCACAAUCCAAGAACUGUUCCUUGUAUGUUAGACCUACCUUCAUUGGAACUGAGCCUGCCCUAGGAGUGACAGCCUCCAACAUGGCCAAGUUAUUUGUCAUCACAGGUCCAGUUGGACCAUACUUUCCUACAGGCUUAAAACCAGUGAGUCUGCUGGCUGACCCAAAGUACGUCAGAGCCUGGCCAGGUGGCUGUGGUGGUUAUAAAAUGGGAAGCAACUAUGCUCCAACUGUGGCUAUUCAGAGCCAAGCAGUUAACAAAUAUGGCUGCCAGCAAGUGUUGUGGCUAUAUGGGGAAGAUCAUCAGAUGACUGAAGUUGGAACCAUGAAUCUUUUUGUUUAUUGGGUCAAUGAACAAGGAGAGGAGGAACUCAUAACACCCCCUUUGGAGACUGGGCUUAUUUUACCUGGUGUGACACGCAAAUCUCUUUUGGAACUAUCACGAGAGUGGAAUGAAUUUAAAGUCUCAGAGCAGACAAUGACCAUGAAGUCUUUUAUAAAAGCUUUGAAUGAAGGACGUGUUAAAGAAGUAUUUGGUGCUGGCACUGCCUGUGUUGUAUGCCCAGUCAGUAAAAUCCUCUACCUUGACCAAGAACUGCUGAUUAAGACAGACACAGAAAAUAGUCUGACACAGAGAUUUUUUAGUGAGAUCACUGACAUACAUUAUUAUCGUAAACCACACCCUUGGAUGGAGGCUAUUGACGAGGAUGUGGAGGAAACGAAUCUCAUGACAGAAUGCCAUAGUGUAAGUAUAUUUGUAUAUCUUGAUAACUUUUUUUUAAACAUCUGUGAUGAUGGCCCUGAAACUGUAUGCUGUUAGUAAAUAAAGGUGGGAUUUUUUUUUUAGCCUAUGAUGCUGGUGGUAGAAUGGAUCUAGAGAAAAGUAAAAUACAAAUUGGGUAUUUAUAAUUGUCUUGCCCUAAUUGAAUUUCAUAUUUGUUUUCAUAAUUUAAUAAAACACAAGAAUGAAAAAAAAAUGUAUCCUCAUGUUUCCAUACCCUUUCAUGGGCCAUAAAUCUCAUAGUAUUUAUUUCCUAAUACCUUUUUUUUAUUAAAACUUGUAGACAUUUCUAAAUUCAAAUGUCACUUUAUUAAUGACAGCUAUUGUAAUUUUAAAAGAAAUUUGUUUUUAAUUUAUAUUAAUUUAAUUUAUAUUAAUUAAUUUAUAUUAAAAACUAUUUUUAUGUCUAACUGUUCCAAAUGAUGAAUAAGUUAUUGAGAUCAGAACAACAAGUUGUGGGAUCAGUUAAUUCUUAUUGUUACUAUUUGAAACCAUUGUGGAGACAACAGCAUGAUCAGACUUUUUUUUUUUUAUGCAAUACCAUUUCUUCAAAUUUCUUUAUUUUCUUAAAUUGUUUGUUCUUAGCUUGGCUUAGGAAAACAAAAUUAAUUGAUUUCAAAUCAUUUUGUUUUAAUCAAGUAACAAUGUAUUGUGUUUGGCUUUAAUUGUGUUUGGCUUUAAUUGUUUUAUUAAUUAAUAAUAUUCUCUUUCCCGGUACAUGUUUAAAUAAUACCAAUGACCAUGACUUAAUAAGUUGGAACUAACAAACUGCUGUGCCAUUUAAAGACAAAUCCAAUUGAAUAUUUUUUUCACUACUCUCAGGUUUUAUAUUUCAAUUUAUUUUAUUCAUUAUUAUUUUGUAAACUUUGUUUUGUUUUAGCUAUCUGGCUAUUCAAAAUUGUACCAACAGAAUCUUCUGUAUGAAGGUUAAAGGUUAAAUUAAAAGGUUAUUAAUUACAGCAAAUAUAGACAUAUGGCUGAAAAGUAUUAUAUAUAUAUAUAUAUGAACAUUUACAUUUAUUUUUAACUGACUCUAAAUUACAAUGCUAGUAGCAGUCCAUUGUUGAUAAGAUAGAAAAAUAUCAAAGUUGUUUUGUUUGUACUUCUCCCAGUGAUGAAAUCAUUUACGUCCAACUUGAUAUUUUUGUUCCAAAUGAUCUACUUAUUGAGAGUAAGGAUCUCAGCAUAUCAACAUUGUUUUUGAUGAUGUGUGGUAGACUCACCUUCUGUUGGCUGUACAUAUGUGAUUGAAACGUUUGGAUUCCAGUGCCACAUUAAAUAUAAUUUUUGUUUACAUUGUCACAGAAUUUUUGUUUAUAGUGUUGAUGUUUCUAUACAAGUGAAUCUUUUAGUGGCCCUAUAAAAAUUAAAGCGUGCAAUCAAAAACAGAAAUUUCUGAUUGAUUUCAAUCAUGCUUUUUGUUUUAAUCUUCAAUUUGGUAACCCAUAUCUCAGUCCAUGCACACUGAUAUUGAUUCACCUUCCCAGGAUAUUACAGAAUGUGGUGUCAUGGUCAAUGUGUUUUGGGAUUUCCCAUUUCUUUCCUAUGUAGCAACUUAAAAUUUAAAAACAAAUGUGGUUACCUGUGUUGAUGUAACUUAAGUUAUGUAAUUCUAAGCUAAAAUGAGUGCUGUAGACACUUUAUAAAUUUUUUUUUAAAUAGGUGAGAUAUUGUUAACUUAUGGAUUGCUCCUGCUGGAAGUUUAGGUCAGCAAUUCAUUUUGUUUCCAAUGAAACAUCAUCUACUUAGAAUUUGUUUUUAGGACUAUUAGGACUCAAGCAUUUGAUUUCAGAAAUUUGAAAAAUGUGGGCAUUUUGGUAAAAUUUGAGAACAAUUAAAAUAUAUUUCAAUUCAAGUGGCACUAAUCAGGAUGUUUGUUCUUAACUUUUUAAAUUUGAACCAAAUUAAUUUUUGUAUAAUAAAAUUGUUCCAAUGACUGAUUACUUUGUUUUGGGAAGAAACUCUUAUGAGGAUUGCUGUGGGAACAGUAAAACUUAUCCACUUUGAUUGUUAAACAGUAUGAUUACUUUGAUUCAAAAUAAAAUGUAAAUCCAGUCAAUUAGACUUUUGACAGUAUUAAUUUGUUAUCUACCUGUAACAAAAAACGCUUUUUAAAAAUGUUUUUUUUUUUUAACAUUUUGAGACUUAGACUUAACACAAUGUUACUAAGUAUUCACUUUGUUUCAUCGCUUAAUAGACCUUCAUAUUUUGCUUAGGUUUUAUAUUGGUUCAUUGUUUGUUCAAUAUUGUUACUGUUUGAUCAACAAAUAAAUUGUAAAAGAAUUUUUUUUUAUUUGCCUUGAAACACAGCUUUGAUGUUAGUUGUUCACCUAACUUUUUUUUGUUCUGCAGUUUCACUUCAGGCUUUUAGUUUUUAAAUAUUUGUUUUGAAACAGUUCCUAUGCUCUGUUCACUUGGCACUCACUAGACAUCAGUUUACUUGACAUCUCUUGACUUUAGGAGUGGCACUAUUUCUUCUGUCUAGUUUGGUGUGCUCUCAGACUGUGCCACAAGUAUCUACAAAACGAGAUGCCAUCUCUUAAUGCACACUAAAGACAAGUGUGAAUGUUUCUUUGGACUAGAGUGCAGGCCCCAUGACAGUUUCUUAAGACUAGAGUCUCCCAUUUUGCAGGCCCCAUGACAGUGUCUUAAGACAGAGUCUCCCAUUUUGCAGGCCCCAUGACAUUGCUUGCUAUGAUCUAUUGCAUUGUUUGUACAAAACAUUUGGUCACUGUUUUAAAAGAAAGUCACUCUGGAAAAGUGAAUAAUUUCUCCCCAUUUUGUUUCCUACAAUAAACAAAACCAACAUGUUCUGUCUAUGAAAUGCAAAUAUUGCCAUAAAAAUGUAUGAUCAUUACUCAGUUUGAAUAUUUGAAUUUCUGUUGUUAAUGCUGGGAUGUUUCCAUUAGCACUAUAAACCUGAAUGCUUUUUAUGUUUUAACCAGAAAUUUGAUACUUAAUAUAUCUUGACCUGUUGAGACAACUUAUGAUUAGCUUAUUAUAUUCAUAUAAAUAUGUACAUGAUGUAAAAAAAAGUUGUAUUGAUAUAAAGUUAUCCACUUAGAUCUAUAUAAAGUUAUCCACUGAGAUCUAUAUAAAGUUAUCCACUUAGAUCUAUAUAAAGUUAUCCAUUUAGAUCUAUCUAAAGUUAUCCAUUUAGAUCUAUCUAAAGUUAUCCAUUUAGAUCUAUCUAAAGUUAUCCAUUUAGAUCUAUCUAAAGUUAUCCAUUUAGAUCUAUCUAAAGUUAUCCAUUUAGAUCUAUAUAAAGUUAUCCAUUUAGAUCUAUAUAAGUUAUCCUUUUAGAUCUAUAUAAAGUUUUCCAUUUAGAUCUAUAUAAAGUUAUCCAUUUAGAUCUAUAUAAAGUUAUCCACUUAGAUCUAUAUAAGUUAUCCACUUAGAUCUAGCAAUCUAGAUCCAGUUUUGUGACUUGUUCAUUAAACAGAAUGUACCAAUAUGUAUUUCCUAGUUCUGGGUAACACUAAACUCUGUAGCACAUAGUUGAUUAUUUCACACAUUGAUUGAAGUCUUAUUAUCUUGAUGUACAGUAUUACUAAAUAAACUAGUUUGAAUAA
This is a messenger RNA of Biomphalaria glabrata, 5430 nucleotides long. RefSeq names its product branched-chain-amino-acid aminotransferase, cytosolic-like. The record is from RefSeq and is a predicted model, not a curated record. Gene Ontology annotation, cellular component: mitochondrion. Gene Ontology annotation, biological process: L-valine biosynthetic process; L-leucine biosynthetic process. Bases 632 to 1897 code for a protein of 421 amino acids. NCBI's taxonomy places the organism in Eukaryota, Metazoa, Mollusca, Gastropoda, Planorbidae. Gene Ontology annotation, molecular function: branched-chain-amino-acid:2-oxoglutarate transaminase activity. The transcript is spliced from 12 exons.